UUACUACCAAUAUAACCAACACUUCUGCUUUUAUCUCUAUUCGCUUUUUACAGUCAUCAUAAUUAUUAUAAGAAUUUUAUUUUGAUCAAAUAAAACUAUACAUAAAUAUUAUAUAUUAUAUAUUAUAUAUUUUAUACAUAUACAUAUACAUAUCUACAUACGCAUACAUAUACAUAUAUAUACAUAUAUAAAUAUAAAUAAAUAAAUACAUUCAAGAUGCAAACACCUGUACAAAGACAAUGUACUUUACCUCCGAUUUCAGUUAUGGAAGAUGGUCUUUACAGCCGUUCACCAUAUUCACCUCUUACCCCUUCUUCCAGCCACAGUCCAACCCUUCAGACACCUUACUCAGGACGAGCCUAUCGAGCAGGCGAAAAUACCCCACCCACAUCUAUCCUCCCAGAUCCCUAUCGCUCCCACCCGACCUACAACCGAUCCUUUCCACCACCAUCUCCUCACACUUCAUCUUUCGCACCACUUACGCCACCUCAGCCCCCACUUUCAGAUUUAUCUCGUCAACCAUAUAUUUAUGAAUCCGACUUUAAUAACCCGGUUGGAAAAGAAGUUGAAAAGAUCAUUCAUCACUGUGAUGGCUUAAGCGAGACAAUGUCAUUACGGAAAGAUCAUUUUAAAUAUUCAUAUUCCAAAGUCACCUAUGACCCCACCAUGACCCGCCCUGUAUUAGAUGACAUGAUCGGAAGAGCAAAUGAGGUGCUUAAUGCUCUUUUACGCCUCCGUAAACAUCAAAUAUCAGAAGAACAGGCCAGGACUAACUCUUACCAAAAGAAAGAAAUCAAUUACCCAAAGUAUCGAGUUCACACAACCACAGACGAUUGGAGCGGCGGGACAAACCAGCGACUGAGUGGUACUCAGCGUAGACGCGGGAAACGUGCUGUUUUUAGGGGCAAGUGCCAUUCCUGUAAUAUAUCAGAGACUCCCGAAUGGAGACGUGGACCAGAUGGUGCACGUACACUGUGCAAUGCAUGUGGACUUCAUUACGCCAAGCUGACUCGAAAACAAGCGGCAGUGCAAAAGUUAGUCAGCCAAAAAGACAAUCAGAGCAGGAAUUCUGGUCUUGAUCUCGACAGGCCGCUUAUGAUGACAGAUAGUCUGCUGGAAACUAGUCCUAUUGACUGAAUAUUCAAACCAACGUCUGCAACCUUAAUAUCUGUUUAUAUAUAUAUGUGUACAAUUCAAUUCAAUUCAAUUCAAAUCAACCCAAUCCAUACUUUCUCUCUCUCUCUCUUAUUUUAUUUCCAUUUCUCCAUUUCUCCCUCUCUCCCUCUCUCUCUUAUUUUUCAGGCAUUUUGUACUUGAUUGGGUUCAAAACCAAUCAAACCAAUCAAUAUAUUUAAUUUUUCUUUUUC
Phycomyces blakesleeanus NRRL 1555(-) is the source of this 1367-nucleotide messenger RNA. RefSeq names its product GATA-type zinc finger transcription factor. The record is from RefSeq and is a predicted model, not a curated record. Bases 217 to 1137 code for a protein of 306 amino acids. Gene Ontology annotation, biological process: regulation of DNA-templated transcription. Lineage: Eukaryota; Fungi; Mucoromycota; Mucoromycetes; Mucorales; Phycomycetaceae. Gene Ontology annotation, molecular function: zinc ion binding; sequence-specific DNA binding. The transcript is spliced from 6 exons.